AUGACUGAUUCCUGUUCCACAGACCGCGGUCCAACUUCUCUCGCCUCUAAGAAUCCCUUCCGUAACCUUGUCUCCGAGAACAACUCCAUCAGACCCGUCUCGACAAAUCCCUUUCUUGACUCUAACGAGAUAUUGUCUGCCGAGGGCACCACGAAUAAGCCUAACCCCCCAAUUGGCACAGGAGUUGCGGCAACCCGGUCUGAUGUUACCGACAAGACUGCAGAUAUAUUUGCGACUCUCGAUAUAAAGGAACCUGCAAAGCCACCGCAAUCUCAUGCAAAUGGCGCCACACGACGGGAAAACAUCGCACCCAGACCACAUCCCUCUCGCGGUCCUUCGACACGCCAUGGGCCCACUAAAUCGGAUGAAGAGCGUCGGCGACAACAGGGGAAACCUCCUGGUCCUCCACAGGAACUUGACAUCUUUGCAGACCCGCCCGAGCUGAACCGUCCGCGCGAAAGGCGUCCGCCUCCUCGACGCAACUCAGAAUCUUCUAUCCGAGAGAAACCAAAAGAUCUGGAUCCCGAAGCGGAAAGAAGGAGACGAGAAAGAAGAUUGCGCGAGGGGAAAGGCUCGCACAGAUCUAAGAAGCCAAAUGCAAGAUUGGACAUCAUUGAUAAAUUGGAUGUCACUAGUAUCUAUGGCACCGGCUUAUUCCAUCACGAUGGCCCAUUUGACGCAUGUAAUCCCCAUCGCAACCGCAAGGGCUCCAGGCAGGCGCCGAUGCAAGCAUUCCCAAAGGACUCAUUAAACAUGCAACUUGGUGGCUCUGGCCCGGUCAAUACCAAACUCAACCUGGACCAGUAUCACGGCACUGGACGAGAGGCAAAUCUUGAUUAUAACGAUGCGGCAAUCUACGAAGAGGACGCAGACUAUUUCCGAAGACCACAACCAGAGAGAAGUGCCAGCUUCAAUCCCACCGCCAAAGCCGAACCUUUGCAUGGCAGCGAGACGGCUGGUCUUGGAACGAGCACAUUCCUAGAAGGUGCGCCUGCUAGUCGAGCAGCAAUCCAGCGCCGCGAAAGUGAGCAAGAAGCUGCGGAACAGGCAAACGCCGCGGGACUAUCGCGUAAAAAGAGUCUGGCACAAAGAAUCAAAUCCGUGCGUCCUAAAAUCGCCGAUGGGGGUCGCAUGACUUCGCCUGAGCCGGCAGUAACUCCGACUUCCCCAAUGGGGACGAGCAAAUCGGAGCAGAACGGCGGGAAUCCGUUCUUCAAGGACUAUGACAAAGAACAUGAGAAGAAAGGUGCUCAAAUCGCAUUUGCCGAAGAACAAGCAAAGAACACUGGGCGUGCUCGAGCACCGUCGAGCCCGAAACGAGGUGGACUAACCCUCGAAAGAAAAUUGACCUCUGAGAGCAACGGUCCGCCGCCUGAGGAAACCAAGUCUGCCGCUGCUGGGUUCCUUAGUCGAGUCAAGAGUAUCAAAGGAGGACGAAGCAGGACACGCGAGAGGAGAAAUACCGAGGCAUCUACAUGA
Messenger RNA from Fonsecaea pedrosoi CBS 271.37, 1479 nucleotides. RefSeq lists its product as uncharacterized. The record is from RefSeq and is a predicted model, not a curated record. Gene Ontology annotation, cellular component: cytoplasm. The coding region runs from base 1 to 1479 and encodes 492 amino acids. The transcript has 3 exons. NCBI's taxonomy places the organism in Eukaryota, Fungi, Ascomycota, Eurotiomycetes, Chaetothyriales, Herpotrichiellaceae.